Molecule: messenger RNA, 1637 nt
Organism: Oryctolagus cuniculus (rabbit)
Lineage: Eukaryota; Metazoa; Chordata; Mammalia; Lagomorpha; Leporidae
Gene: MC4R
Product: melanocortin 4 receptor
Biological process (GO): G protein-coupled receptor signaling pathway
Cellular component (GO): membrane
Molecular function (GO): melanocortin receptor activity
Source: RefSeq, a predicted model, not a curated record
GCAACCCCAGUUACCAGCACUGGAUGCAAGGCUGGGGCUGGCAACAACUGCUUCUUCGGAGAGGCGCCGACAGAGCAUGUGCACGGGAUUCGCCCCGGUGGCACGGCAGCUACCAGGAAAAUUAUUUUGAAAAGACCCGAAUUCAUAAAGUUAAAGCAGAAGUGAGAACCAAAACGCAGUCAGCAAUCUUUCCAACUGAGAAUGGGCAUUUUGAAGUCUAACAUUUUAAAGCGAUGAUGAUCACAGCCGGACCUAAAAAAGACUAAAAACUCCACAGCUAGCCCUGGAGCUUGUGACUGGACUCCACAGCAAGCAUGCCGCGUUAGCCUCCUAACUUUCAGACGAAGAGACAGUAACUGGGAUUUCCUGCGCCGGGAGGUGCAGUGAGCACAGGGGAUCUGAAUCCACCUGCUGCACCAUGAACUCCACCCACCACCGUGGGACGCACACUUCUCUCCACUUCUGGAAUCGCAGCAGCUAUGGACUGCACAGCAAUGCCAGCGAGUCCCUGGGGAAGGACUACUCUGAUGGAGGGUGCUAUGAGCAACUUUUUGUGUCACCGGAGGUGUUCGUGACUCUGGGUGUCAUAAGCUUGCUGGAGAAUAUUCUAGUGAUUGUAGCCAUAGCCAAGAACAAGAACCUGCACUCACCCAUGUACUUCUUCAUCUGCAGCCUGGCAGUGGCAGAUAUGCUGGUGAGCAUUUCCAAUGGGUCGGAAACCAUUGUCAUCACCCUAUUAAACAGCACGGAUACGGACGCACAGAGUUUCACGGUGAACAUUGAUAAUGUCAUUGACUCGGUGAUCUGUAGCUCCUUGCUUGCCUCCAUUUGCAGCCUGCUCUCCAUUGCAGUGGACAGGUAUUUUACUAUCUUUUAUGCCCUCCAGUACCAUAACAUUAUGACAGUGAAACGGGUCGGGAUCAUCAUCAGUUGUAUCUGGGCAGCUUGCACGGUUUCAGGCAUUCUCUUCAUCAUUUAUUCCGACAGCAGCGCUGUCAUCAUCUGCCUCAUCACCAUGUUCUUCACCAUGCUGGCUCUCAUGGCCUCCCUCUAUGUGCACAUGUUCCUGAUGGCCAGACUUCACAUUAAGAGGAUCGCGGUCCUCCCGGGCACGGGCGCCAUCCGCCAAGGGGCCAACAUGAAGGGGGCAAUCACCUUGACCAUCCUGAUUGGGGUCUUUGUUGUCUGCUGGGCCCCUUUCUUCCUCCACUUAAUAUUCUACAUCUCCUGUCCCCAGAACCCAUACUGUGUGUGCUUCAUGUCUCACUUUAACUUGUAUCUCAUACUGAUCAUGUGCAAUUCAAUCAUCGAUCCUCUCAUUUAUGCACUCCGGAGUCAAGAACUGAGGAAGACCUUCAAAGAGAUCAUCUGCUUCUACCCUCUGGGAGGGCUCUGUGAUUUCUCUAGCAGGUAUUAGAAGGGGACAGAGGCCACACUAAUUACAUGCAUAAGAGACUCCCUCAUUCCCAUACAACUGAACAGUGUGUUUCGGCAACAGCUCUCUCCUCUAUGUAGUGCAUUGGCUGAGAAUCUCUAUUGUACACAUGGAGGUUUGUGAUUUUUGAUAUGAAAAAUGUCUAAUCUCAGUAUUAUUUUUAAUGUCAUGCUUCUUUUUGCUUGUAAAAUGUUAACCUAUA